UCUGACUUUUUAUUUUGUCCACAACAAACCUCUCUGGCGGCCUCUGAAAGUGGUGAAAAGAUGAGUUGGUUAACGUAAACUUUUCCAAAUCUAUGCGGUUGACGUCAAACAUUGCCAUCACAGUUGACGUCCAGAUGAUGUGUCGCUUGAUCUCUACCGCUCUUCUAUUAGCAUGCUUUCUUCCGUCAACCUUGACCUCUAAUGUCAACCUGCUCGAGACGUUGAUGAACCGACUGACAGACAGCCAGGACAACGUGUGCUCUCCGUCAUCGUGCAGACACCCGUACUCGGACGUGCCUGAAACCUUCUGCAAUCAAGUUCAGUCAUACAUGCAUUGCCUGUCUGGAGUCAACGAACGCAACAGGUGCCCCGAACAAAUGACGCUUGACGCCAUGACUCUCUUGAGGAGUCUCUCAUUGGAUCUGGCCGUCAAGUUCUGCGCAGAAAAAGUAAGACAGGCUGAAUGCUACACGCUGGAAUACUGCAGCAGGAGAAACCAUACCAGCAACUUCUGCAGCCAGAGCCAGAGCCAGCUGGAGUGUGUGGAGCAGAUCCUGGCCAACGUCCACUGCACGAGAGAGCUGCUGGAGCGUGCCCAGCACGUCAAGGAAACAAUUGGUCAGGUCAUGAAGAUCAGAGGCUGCAUCCAAGAUCAAAGAACACAAAAGCCCACCUCAUCCGACAAUAACCUUGCCUGCCCGGGAAAGUUCGACUGUAUAUUUCCAAAACUAUCAUCCAGAAUUUCAGCUUUUUGCGAGCAAGCUGGCGACUACGUCCAGUGCCUUGACCUCAUCAUACAGGACGACGAGUGCUCCUACACAGCCAUUGGCAACGCCAGACUCUCUAAGCUGACCAUAGAGGGGGCAAUGGCCGCCCGGCGGUGUUCAGGCAAGGAUGAGUUGCUGCCCUUAACAAAAGUCCGUACGUUUCUGCUGGUACUAUCAGCCUACGUGCUCGCUACAGAAUUCUUCACACACCGGGGUAUGCAGCUUUAGCAGUCCGUGAGGGGGAAACAGAGAGAAGGUUCAAAACUCUUUCAAUCACACACACAUCGUUUAUUUUUG
This is a messenger RNA of Physella acuta, 1064 nucleotides long. RefSeq lists its product as uncharacterized. The record is from RefSeq and is a predicted model, not a curated record. NCBI's taxonomy places the organism in Eukaryota, Metazoa, Mollusca, Gastropoda, Physidae.